Sabethes cyaneus is the source of this 3756-nucleotide messenger RNA. RefSeq names its product GPI ethanolamine phosphate transferase 3 (gene PIG-O). The record is from RefSeq and is a predicted model, not a curated record. Gene Ontology annotation, cellular component: endoplasmic reticulum membrane. Gene Ontology annotation, biological process: GPI anchor biosynthetic process. The coding region runs from base 188 to 3526 and encodes 1112 amino acids. Gene Ontology annotation, molecular function: mannose-ethanolamine phosphotransferase activity. The transcript has 4 exons. NCBI's taxonomy places the organism in Eukaryota, Metazoa, Arthropoda, Insecta, Diptera, Culicidae.
GAUUUAGAUAAACUGGAUAGUGUGCUUGCCGCACAAAUAAAACACUGCAGAAGAAUAAGUUAAGCAAUCUCACAGGUUUCCUAAUCUAAAUUAUCACUUAGCUAAUGUGUGUUGCGAGAUAAGUGCGAUCUCUAGUGAGGCGGAUAACGGUGGUGGUUCGCUGCAGCAGUGCGUGAAUUGUCUUUUAAUGGCCAAAUCAUGGAAUUUCGUCUUCGUGCUGGUGUGGCUAUCGGUCAUUCUCGGAGCUGGCAUCCAUUUAUUCUCGAAAGGAUUCCUGCUGACCCGAAUAGCGCAGACGGAUUAUAGUACGUGCCUACGGUACGAUGAUUAUCAAUGUCCGCUAGAGGAUGGUUCCCGGGUACCGUGUAAUGGUUCCGAAAAGGUUCGCUCAAUAUUACGCGAUGUCAACCAGUCGGCUAACAUUUGCUUACCACAGAAAAGUAAAGUUAUCGUGCUACUAAUCGAUGCGCUGCGAUAUGAUUUUGGAACUAUCUAUGAAGCGCCAAAACAGCCAUAUCAAAAUCAGCUAACGAUUCUGCAGGAACUACGGAAUCGUUACCCGGAACAUACUCGUAUGCUUCGCUUCAUAGCGGAUCCUCCUACUACGACUUUACAACGAUUAAAGGGAAUGACAACCGGUAGUCUGCCGACAUUCAUAGACAUUGGCUCGAAUUUUGCUUCGCCAGAAAUUAAUGAAGACAACAUUGUUGACCAAUGGGUGAGAGCGAAUAAAACCGGCGUAUUUCUUGGGGACAGUACUUGGACAGAGUUGUUUCCCCAACGAUUCCAGAGAAAGUAUGACUAUCCGAGCUUUAAUAUUCACGACUUGGACACGGUCGAUGUGGCUAUUGAAAAGCUGCUUCCACCGGAAAUUGGACGAAAGGAUUGGGACGUCAUUGUGGCACACUUUCUGGGUGUCGAUCAUUGCGGGCAUCGUUAUGGACCGAAGCACGAAGAAAUGGGUAGGAAGUUACGGGAAAUGAACGAAGUUAUCCGUAACGUUACGGAACAGAUGGACGUGGAAACGACGUUGAUCGUAAUUGGUGACCAUGGAAUGACCCAAACCGGUGACCAUGGUGGAGAGUCGACCGAGGAAGUGGAAGCUUUGUUUUUUAUGUAUUCCAAAGGGACACCAUUGUUGCCGGAAGAGUACGAUGGUUUUAGUCAAGAAAUACAGCAAAUCGAUCUGGUUCCGCUGGUGUCAAAUUUGCUAGGAGUACCGGUUCCAUACUCGAAUCUAGGGUUGGUGAAUUUUCAACUACUUCCAGACGUACAAGUCGACACGUUCUUGCGCUAUCAGCUGGCACUUCUUCAUUUGUGGCAAAAUGCACGUCAAAUUCAGCGAUACUUCCAGCAGUAUGCAGAAGCCAAUCAGGGCACUUUUACCGUUGAUCAACUGGAUGAUUUGGAGAACAAGUUUCUCAUUUUGACGCAGCGAGUGAAUACCGUGUACACGGAAGCUGCUUUCCAAAGUCUCUCCAAGGAUCUACGACUGUAUUUGAAGGAUAUUCUAGAUAGUUGCCGUGAUAUAUGGGUCAAAUUCGAUCCCCUACUCAUAUCACAUGGAUUGCUGAUAACGUUUUUAUGUUGUUUUGCCAUAUUCCUGUUGAUUGCCAACUCAAAUCCAAACCAACUGGGACAAAUAUUCAAUGGCACUACUAUUUACUACAUUGUGGUGCUCAAUUUUAUGGCUGCUGCAUCCGGCUUUUUCUUCUAUCGAGAUUUUAAUCUUACAUCUAGCGAACACGGCAUCAUUUUCUUUGCCUCAAUGGCGUCGAUUGCGGUUCUGAUGUUCCUGGUAAUCAAAAACUGGAUCAAUAUUACCGAGAAUCUUAGCCAGCAUCAGCAUUCGAAAAAUUUUGUCACCAGAAUUUCGUUCGUUUUCACGACUUGUGUUUUCUUUUCCAACAGUUUUAUCGUCGAGGAGCAAAAAGUGUUAUCCUAUGUGCUUAUUGGUUUCUUUUUGCUCGCUUUGUGGAACUUACAGAUGAAUAGCCAUUUCAAGGUAACCCGCUUCCGAUGGCCCGUAUUGCGUAAAUCGGCUUUAUUGAAACUCGCUGCCCUGACGCUGUUUGGCAUCUCGCUGGUACGAAUGUCAGAAAACUACUUCCGCUGCCGUGAAGAACAGGGAAAUUGCACGGAUUAUAUUAUGACGGCGCCGACGCCGGAUGCAAUGCGACGAUCGGCCGGACCGCAGUUUUACGGCUUUCCAGCGCUCGCUCUGGUAUCGUACAUUGUUUGUGCUCGGUUGUACCUCAAAACGUGUGGUAAUUUAACCGGAAAUGCCGUUAAUGUACUACUCGCCAGGUAUGGACCAAUGGUUGGUGCAGUCUGUAGCUGUGGCCAUUUCAUACUAUCCAAAAGCAAUACCAAAGGAAUUCCGCAAAUUCAUAUAGAUGCCCUGGCGUGGGUCGUUUAUAUUCUGUUGGCUGUCCAAAUUUUGACGGUGUUGAUUACUCCAUUGAUGGUCUACAUUUUACCUAAAAGGCGAGAAAUGAUGAAUAUUUUGUACGGUGAUCGGAAUAUAGCUCCGGAGAUUUACAGGCAGCUUAGAGACAACUACAAUUCUACAAGUUCAACCCCAUCGGAUGAAGUUCCAAUUGUGUGUGGAUUGGCAACCGUCUACUCAUCCGUGUUUAUUGCCAUUGGAAUCUUCCUAACUCUUCUGCUGGCACUUUUGCUUGGAUCAAACGGAACAGCCGGCCUUAUAAUAUCCCUCGUCGUUACAAUUUGCUAUGGAAUAAUUACCUCUAUCCUUCAGUACGAAAAUUCAACAAAUCUGCAGACUUGCCUGCAACCGACAUUUACCACGCUAAUAUCGUGGAUCACACUCAUGCAAUUCGGCUUUUACGCAACUUCCCAUCAGCCCACAAUGUCCCAAAUCGACUGGAAUGCGGCAUUCAUUGGCAGAACUUGGUAUUACGACAACAACAACAUCAUAUCGGCCAUCCUGGUGCUUCUAAACACAUUUUCACUGUCAUUCCUGCUAUCCGUACUUUUCCCGCUAAUUAUUUUCACUCCUUUCUGCGUGUACACGAUGUGGCCUUCGCUGGCACAAAAAGUUUGCCAACCAAAGCCGACCACCAUUGGGCCCCCGAAACGGGGCGGUCCCAAAGCUACGCGCAAAACCGAGGCCGGUAAUGUUGAGUACCGCUCAGUAACUGUUAACAGGCCGACAACGGAUGACGAUGCGAACGACACUACAUCGGGCAGUAAGGAAACCGACUUUGAUGUGACGAAAGGUGAAAUUAACCUGUACGAGAAUGAAAAAGCAUUCAUUGGAACCGUAUUCAAGGCGGGCUGCCAGCUGUUGCUAAUCCAGGGGAUUCGGAUAUUCUGUGCCAUGUUUGCCUGCACGCUACACUGUCGCCAUCUGAUGGUGUGGAAAAUCUUCGCCCCUCGCUUUAUCUACGAGGGCAUCGGAAGCUAUAUUGUUUUCAUUGGUGUGAACUUGGGUUUUUUGCUGCUACUGCGAGUACACCGAGCUGUCAACACGUUGAUCACUCGGAUCAACAAGGAUCGAUAAGAACACCGGAAGGAAGUGUUAUUUGCUGCCCAACUACUGUGCUGCCUCAAGUAUUGUGUGCGUGUGAGGCUCUAGUCGUGUUUAAGGUAAUCUCCCGAUUUAGUAUUUUUUAAUUUGAUCGUGAAUCGUAAUUGUUUCUACAGGAAGUUUUUUUGCUUUCGCAAGAAACCGGAGGAACAAUUUUAAACAUUUGAUUCUAGAUAUAAUGUUUACGUGUUCGACUGAUUGAA